AUGUCGCAGUACAUCGGUAAAACUAUUUCUUUAAUCUCUGUGACUGACAACAGAUAUGUGGGGCUGUUAGAAGAUAUUGACUCUGAAAAGGGUACCGUGACUUUGAAAGAAGUUCGCUGUUUUGGUACAGAAGGUCGCAAGAACUGGGGUCCUGAAGAAAUUUAUCCGAAUCCUACGGUAUACAAUUCUGUAAAGUUCAACGGCAGUGAAGUCAAGGAUUUAAGCAUUUUAGAUGCUAACAUCAAUGACAUACAGCCGGUUGUUCCUCAAAUGAUGCCACCCGCUUCACAAUUCCCUCCUCAACAAGCUCAAUCUCCACCCCAGGCUCAAGCUCAAGCACACGUGCAAACAAACCCCCAAGUUCCAAAGCCCGAAUCCAAUGUGCCAGCAGCUGUCGCUGGAUAUGGUGUUUACACCCCAACUUCGACAGAAACCGCUACUGCUAGUAUGAAUGAUAAGAGCACUCCUCAAGACACCAAUGUAAACUCGCAAAGUAGGGAAAGAGGUAAAAAUGGUGAAAAUGAGCCAAAAUAUCAAAGAAACAAGAAUAGAUCAAGUAAUCGCCCUCCUCAAUCCAACCGCAAUUUCAAAGUCGAUAUUCCGAAUGAAGAUUUUGACUUUCAAUCAAAUAAUGCAAAAUUCACGAAAGGUGAUUCCACUGAUGUGGAAAAAGAAAAAGAAUUAGAAUCAGCUGUUCACAAGCAGGAUGAAUCUGAUGAGCAGUUUUAUAAUAAAAAAUCGUCUUUUUUCGACACCAUCUCCACUUCUACUGAAACUAAUACCAAUAUGAGAUGGCAAGAAGAAAAAAUGUUGAACGUUGACACCUUUGGACAAGCUUCUGCCAGACCAAGAUUUCACUCUAGAGGCCUCGGUCGUGGGCGUGGAAAUUAUAGGGGAAACAGAGGAAACAGAGGAAGAGGCGGCCAACGUGGAAACUACCAAAACAGAAAUAACUACCAAAAUGAUAGUGGCGCCUAUCAGAACCAAAACGACUCGUACAGCAGACCAGCCAACCAGUUUUCGCAACCUCCUUCCAACGUUGAAUUUUAA
Saccharomyces cerevisiae S288C is the source of this 1050-nucleotide messenger RNA. It is a transcript of the gene SCD6, whose product is annotated as Scd6p. Lineage: Eukaryota; Fungi; Ascomycota; Saccharomycetes; Saccharomycetales; Saccharomycetaceae. Gene Ontology annotation, cellular component: cytoplasmic stress granule; P-body. The record is from RefSeq and is marked reviewed. The transcript has a single exon. The coding region runs from base 1 to 1050 and encodes 349 amino acids. Gene Ontology annotation, molecular function: RNA binding.